AAAAACAAGUCUCAAUUCCUUACUUCGUCCCGGUGAUCUCAAUUCUGACGAUGGAGGGGUUAUUGUUAGUAGUACUCUCCAUGCUGCUAGUAGUCGGAUUGAUUCCACUGUACCUAUGGAAACGCCUCCAGGAUUCUCGUUCCUCCCCUGAGCAGGAUGAACCGCAACAGGCUCCACGAAGGGACACUGUGGUUCGCGCCACUGGUACUCGUCGAAUGCGCCGAAGAACAGCUGCUUCUGGAGCUGGCACUUCAUCUGCUUCUGCAGCAAUGGUAGAAGAAUCUGUUGGUGAAAGUGAUGAUGAAGCUGCUGCUGGUGGGUAUUAUGAAGCUAAAGCGUCAAAAAAGAAGGAGAAGAAACGAGAAGAGAGGGAAGCACGGCGACAGGCUGAGGAAGCUGCAAGAGAAUCAAGGCAGACAAAACAAGACCGUUAUGCAGAGAUGCGGAGGAGGAAAGAUGAAGAGCGUGAGGCACAAGAGCGUUUGCUGGAAGAAGAGGCCAAAGCUCAGAAGGCUAGAGAAGAGGAAGCUGCUGCGUUAGAAUUUGAGAAGUGGAAAGGCGAUUUUUCUGUUGAUGAUGAAGGUACCCUUGAAGAAGUUUUAGACAGUAAUAAAGACUUGCUUGCAGACUUCGUAGAAUAUAUAAAGAAGCAAAAAUGUGUUCCCUUGGAAGAACUUGCUGCAGAAUUCAAGUUACGGACUCAGGAAUGUAUCAACCGCAUUACCUCACUGGAAACUAUGGGUCGGAUUUCUGGUGUCAUGGAUGAUAGAGGAAAAUAUAUUUACAUAUCAGAAGAAGAGAUGAAAGCUGUUGCUGAUUAUAUCAAGCGGGAAGGAAGGGUUAGCAUUUCCCUCCUGGCUAGCAAGUCCAACCAGUUCAUUGAUUUAGAACCAAAAGCCCAGUUCACUGAGGACAUUAGUAAUGUGGAGGAGAUUUCUGUCAACUAACUCUGGGGAGCGGAAAAGGUUCUGCUGUAUGACUUGAUAUAGGAAGCAUAAUGUAAAUGGAAAUCGUCUGUAAUAUUUUCCCCCUCUACGAGUCUUUCUUCCAAGGGGUGUAUUAUAGCCCAUAUGUAAUAACUUAUAACACGUAUCUAACAAUUUACUUGUAGUUACUAAUUUUAUUCUUAAGUUUGAAAUAAACAGAUCUAAUAUGCGGAGCAACUGUCCAUUUAUAUUCAUACUUUUUUUCCUGA
Neltuma alba is the source of this 1195-nucleotide messenger RNA. RefSeq names its product DDRGK domain-containing protein 1. The record is from RefSeq and is a predicted model, not a curated record. The transcript has 9 exons. The coding region runs from base 51 to 947 and encodes 298 amino acids. NCBI's taxonomy places the organism in Eukaryota, Viridiplantae, Streptophyta, Magnoliopsida, Fabales, Fabaceae. Gene Ontology annotation, molecular function: ubiquitin-like protein ligase binding.